AUUGUUGAAAACAUUUAGAAGGAUUUAUCAUUUUUAUUUUUUAAUUCAGGUGAAAAAUCUCUUGGGUGGAGAAUGUUGCGUAAUGCGGAACUCUGCAAAAACAGAAGCAGCCCUCCAGAGAUGUAACCUUAGGAGAGGGAGGAGUCCAAAUAAAAGCAACUUUUCACAAACUUAGAUUGAAGAUCUGAUUUAUGAUCUGUUCAACUCUGUGCUUCUUCUAUCAGGACAGGCUGGUAUUGGGGUGAAUGUGGAAUCAUUCAUGGACUCAAUCUCUCAGCCUUUAGAUUCGCUGUUAUGGAUUACGAGCAUAACCUCACCCACAUUAGAGUGGCCGGAUAUGUAGAACUCAACAAAUUCAGACACUUUUUCUUUUGCAUAAUGUUUGUGGUUUAUUCUUUGAUCUUGUGUAGUAAUUUUACAAUUGUAUACCUGAUCUGUGUUCACAAAGACCUCCAUAAGCCCAUGUAUAUCUUUAUUGCAGCACUGUUACUGAACUGCUGUGUUUUCAGCACCACUGUUUAUCCAAAACUUUUGAUAGACUUCCUGUCUGAAGAGCAAAUCAUUUCCUAUUCUGCCUGCCUCUUUCAGUUUUUCAUGUUGUACUGUGGAUCUUGUUCAGAGUUUUUACUGCUUGCAGCCAUGGCCUAUGACAGAUAUGUGUCUAUAUGUAAACCUCUGAGAUAUGCAGCCAUCAUGAAGAAAAAAAACAUUAUUGUUCUGCUUAUUUUUGCAUGCCUUAUACCUCCCCUUCACGUUUCAGUUUUAACAAUCCUUAGUUCUAAGGCUAAAAUCUGCAAAUUUGAUCUAAAUGGAAUAUUCUGUAACAACACAAUGUAUAAACUUCAUUGUUUGAGAUCAAAGUUUUUGACUAUAUUUGGUGUAGUAGCUUUAGUAAAUCUUUCGAUUCUUCCUAUGCUUUUCACAGUUUUUACAUAUACAAAGAUAUUUAUAAUUUCCUAUCAAAGUUGUAAAGAGUUCAGGAGAAAGGCUGCUGAGACCUGUUUCCCUCACCUGCUGGUUUUAUUCAGUUUCUCCUGCUUGUUUUUCUACGAUGUCAUUAUAGCUCGAGUGGAUUCAGAUAUUCCAGAAACUUUACGUUUUACUAUGACAUUGCAGAUGAUACUUUAUCAUCCUUUAUUUAAUCCUUUUAUAUAUGGGUUAAAAAUGAAAGAAAUAUCUAAAUAUUUAAAAAAGUUGCUGUGUCGAGCCAAACGCACAGAAAAUAUCUAA
This is a messenger RNA of Oryzias latipes (Japanese medaka), 1230 nucleotides long. RefSeq names its product olfactory receptor 4E1-like. The record is from RefSeq and is a predicted model, not a curated record. Gene Ontology annotation, molecular function: olfactory receptor activity; G protein-coupled receptor activity; odorant binding. Gene Ontology annotation, biological process: G protein-coupled receptor signaling pathway; detection of chemical stimulus involved in sensory perception of smell. Gene Ontology annotation, cellular component: membrane. NCBI's taxonomy places the organism in Eukaryota, Metazoa, Chordata, Actinopteri, Beloniformes, Adrianichthyidae.